UUUAUAUCACACGUCUUACUUGUUUUCGUAUACGGAGUUAGUAUAUAAAGGCUUAUGGUUCUCGUCAAAACCAUUCGCUUCACUAGCGGAAUACCUCAAUAAACCGGAAAAUGUUCACAAAGGUUCUUGUACUCUUUGCUGCCGUCGCAGCUACACAAGCUAGUGGGCUUAUCGGAGCCGGAUAUGGAUUGGAAGCCGGAUAUGGAGCAGGCUAUGGAUUAGUCGGUGCACCAGCUCUUGUUGGAAAGGCUGUUGUUCCUGCAGUCUCCUCCUCCAAAACUGCCAUCAACCAUAUUGCUCCUAUGGGAAUUGCUGCUGCUCCCGUUGCCUUGGCUGCUGCCCCCGUUGCUGUAGCUGCUGCUCCACUGGGUCUUGCUGGACGUGGAAUCGCCACCGCUCCUGUCGCUUAUGGAAAUGGGCUGAUCGGUAACGGUCUUCUCGGUGCCGGUAUUGUAGGCCAUGGAGUUGCUGCUGCUCCCCUUGCUUAUAGAAAUGGACUGAUCGGUAACGGUCUUCUUGGUGCCGGUGUAGUAGGCCACGGAAUUGCUGCUGCCCCCCUUGCUUAUGGCAAUCAACUUCUUGGAUUGGCAGCGGGAAAUCUAGCUCUUGGUGCCAAGGCAAUCUUGUAAAAAUCUUAUGCUAUAAAUUGUUUGUAGAUGUCCUGAAUUAAGUUAUUAUUCAUGUUAAAAUAAAUUACAAGUUCUAGAUAUCA
Stegodyphus dumicola is the source of this 712-nucleotide messenger RNA. Its product is annotated as larval cuticle protein F1-like. The record is from RefSeq and is a predicted model, not a curated record. NCBI's taxonomy places the organism in Eukaryota, Metazoa, Arthropoda, Arachnida, Araneae, Eresidae.